Molecule: messenger RNA, 789 nt
Organism: Paracoccidioides brasiliensis Pb18
Exons: 4
Coding region: 1-789 (262 amino acids)
Cellular component (GO): cytosol
Molecular function (GO): oxidoreductase activity
Source: RefSeq, a predicted model, not a curated record
AUGGCCACGGCAAUGGGCAAACGCCUUGAAGGCAAGACAAUUGUCGUCACGGGGGCCUCCUCCGGCAUUGGUAGAAGCACAGCCAAGGAGUUUGCCAGAACAUCUCCCAAAAACCUCAAGCUGAUUGUCACCGCCCGAAGGGUUGAUGCGCUGAAGCAGCUUGCGCAGGAGAUUAAGGACGAAGUCGGGGAUGGCGUCAAGGUCUUCCCGGUGAAGCUGGACGUGACCAAUCCGGACGAGAUUAACAAUUUCGUGGCGUCCUUGCCGGCGGAGUUCAGGGAGAUUGAUGUUUUGGUAAAUAAUGCUGGCCUUGUUAGAGGAGUUGCCAAGGCUCCCGAAAUCAAUCCUGUAGAUACUGAUGUCAUGUUCUCCACGAACGUCACCGGCCUUAUAAACAUGACACAGGCAAUCCUGCCAAUCUUCAAAAAAAGAGACGAGGGUGGUCGGGGAGAUAUUAUUAACAUUGGAAGCAUUGCUGGAAGAGAAGCAUAUCCCGGGGGCAGCAUCUACUGCGCUACCAAAGCUGCAGUGCGAAGCUUCACAGAUGCAUUGAGAAAGGAGCUCGUUGCGACGAGAAUCCGAGUCAUUGAGAUUGACCCUGGCCAAGUUGAGACGGAGUUCUCCGUCGUUCGAUUCUACGGCGACAAAGCUAAAGCUGAUGCCGUUUACGCUGGUUGCGAACCCCUCACGGGAGAUGACAUUGCUGAAGUUGUAGUUUUUGCCGCUGGUCGUAGAGAGAACGUCGUUAUUGCGGAUACCCUUGUCUUCCCUCAACAUCAGGUACGAUAA